Syzygium oleosum is the source of this 1250-nucleotide messenger RNA. RefSeq names its product RING-H2 finger protein ATL32-like. Lineage: Eukaryota; Viridiplantae; Streptophyta; Magnoliopsida; Myrtales; Myrtaceae. Bases 148 to 837 code for a protein of 229 amino acids. The record is from RefSeq and is a predicted model, not a curated record. The transcript is spliced from 3 exons.
GCCCGCCGGGUGUGAAGUACGUACGCGAGAAGAGGAGGCGGAGGGGGAAAAACCGAUGAUGUACGGGUGGUGCUGAAAUCGUGGAUAGAGCUUUCGAGGUUUGUCUUUGUCUUUUUGUUUUUUUUUUUUGCGGGAGAGAGGGAAGAGAUGAUAUCUUCGGGGAUAAACCUGGUGAUGACGGUGAUUGGGUUCGCGGUGAGCACCAUGUUCAUCGUCUUCGUCUGCACGCGGCUCAUCUGCGCUCGGAUUCAGCUCAACGCUUCCCGCCGCUCCUUCGCUCUCGCCGGCCGAUCCGAUCUUGGCAUUCUAGAGCGGGGUUUACAUGGUCUUGAACCUGUAGUGGUGUCUAACUUCCCGACAAAGAAAUACAGCGACGAGUUUUUCUCUGAGGUCGACGAUUCUCAAUGCACCGUUUGUUUGGCCGAAUACCAUCGGGAAGACAUUCUGCGUAUCCUCCCAAGUUGUGGGCAUUCCUUCCAUGCUACAUGCAUAGACAUAUGGCUUCAGCAGCAUUCCACAUGUCCGGUCUGCCGAAUAUCAUUACGAGAGUUUUCGGAGAAGAAGCGUUCAAUGCAACCUUUAUUUAGUUCAGCUCUUCGACCUCAUCGAGGCAUGGAGACCGUACGUGUGCACUCCCCUCAUUGUCCAUUGGCUGCUCACAACUUCACGUCGAGAGCCAACUACGCCCACAGGAUGGACCCUAUACGAGAGGAUCGCUUUGCAACCAUGGAGGGUAGAUCAGAACCGGGAGAGAGCAUCCACACAUUGGAUGAGCCUGGUCAGUUUUCAAAAGAUAAAGGAAAUGUGCACACAGAAAGCCAACAAUCUAAUGCAUAAGAAUCUUGGCAUGAAGAGCUAGCCGGACUCUCUCAGACCGACAGCUAUAAGAUAUAGGUUCAACCAAGAAAGGUGUAUCCUUGAAACUUCGCUGCUGCUGUCUCUCGAGGGUUUACAUUUGCUGUAAAUAUGGUGAAAAGUCUUUUUCCUAAUACUUGUUGAUCUCCCUUAGCAUUAGUUAAUUGGUGGGGCAGUUUUGUUCAGCUCAGUUGUAGAAUUGUAGUUUCUAUCAGUGGUGAACUGGUGGUUUUCUUUCCACUCAUUGGGCCCAACUUUUCUGACUUUCCUAGUUGCCUCUGAUUUACUCCACAUUCUCCAACAGCUGUAUCAUUUAGUGGGCCUUGCUCUUUACUCGACAAGAGCGCUGGAUCUUCACCUCUCUUUUGGUUGUACGAAAUCUCGAUGUUUUCCGC